AUGCCCAUACACACAUACUUGAUAGGGAUGAUAGUCCGGUCGUCCAUUUCCAUUACAGACACACAGUUAUACUGUGUGCUUGGAAUCCAGAAACUAAAUUCAGAACAUGUGGACUUAUUUUCUUCGAUUGUCCAAGAGGUCCAGAAGAUGGUCUCUUUGAUGCUACGAGAGGUUGGUCGUCCGUUGGAUGAGUUUCCUUUGACUAACAUCAAGGAUAUGUGUUUUAGGGUGGCUCGAGGGUUUCCAUCACUCUUCUUCGUUGCUAGCAAGAGAACUUUUACGCCACAAUUUCCACCUAGACGAAGGAAUGCCUUCAGCAGAUGGGAAUCUCGGUCCAGUCUCGACAGUGUGCGCACUUUAGAGGAAGAAACCUGCGAGAUCGUUACUCUCGCUCCCAGAUUCAAUCAAAUGUGGCCGGUAGCGAUGAUAUUGAAAAGAGAAUACGAAACAAGGCGAAAAAAAGCACUUACUCGAUGA
Suhomyces tanzawaensis NRRL Y-17324 is the source of this 477-nucleotide messenger RNA. RefSeq lists its product as uncharacterized. The record is from RefSeq and is a predicted model, not a curated record. Lineage: Eukaryota; Fungi; Ascomycota; Pichiomycetes; Serinales; Debaryomycetaceae. The transcript has a single exon. Bases 1 to 477 code for a protein of 158 amino acids.